GAGACAGGUUAGAGGGGCUGAGGCUGAGCGAGGGGUUAAGGUGAGAGGGUUGUUAUGAGGUCUUAUGUGGAGGUAAUGGGAUCAGCCUAAGAGGAUCAGUACUUGUUGAUCCUGUAGUCUGUGGUCCGUCUCCCCCUCAGGUCUCCUUCUGGAGCCUGGAGCCCUCUCUUCGUCACCGUGGUAACGCAGACCCUCUGAAGGAAGUCCUCACAGUCUUUUUUAGGUCAAAUCGACGCAAAUGAAGAAACGUGUGCGAAAAAUGAGUCACAAAAGUUGGUUGUUCUAUUCAUGUUCAAACUUUCUUUGGAAGCUGAACAGACGAAUGCAUUUACCUUUAGAAUAUGUUCUCUCUGAUUACAUGGGGCCGUCUGGGCGGAGGUUCAACCGGCGCUCUAGUCUCACUGAUCCCUCCCUGUGUCCCCUGUCCCUCAGUGCUGUGCUCGGACCGAGUCGGCCAGGUCACCAAGACGUACCACGACAUCAAGGCCGUCACACACCUGCUGGAGGAGAAAGAGCGGGACCUGGAGCUGGCGGCGCGCAUCGGCCAAUCGCUGCUCCAGCAGAACCAGGAGCUCACGGCCCGCAACCUCCAGGUGGAGGAGCAGCUGGAGGCCACCAAGGAGGAGAUCGCUCAGCUCCGCCACGAGCUGUCCAUGAGGGACGACCUGCUGCAGUUCUAUGCCGGCAACGAGGAGGCCGAGCGAUCUGAGACCCAAUCUCCAAUCAAACGCAACGAGUCGACCGCUUCUCUCAGCAGCUUCGUCCACUAUGACUUCCUGCACCAGAAGCUACGGGGGCUGGAGGACGAGAACCGCAAGCUACGCACCGAGGCAGACGACCUGACGACGGAGACGGAGAGCUACGAGGAGCAGGAGCAGGAGCUGAUGAUGGUGUGUGUGGAGGAGCUCACGUCGGUGAACCGGCGGGUGGGUGACCUGUCGGAGGAGCUGGGCCGGAGGGUGGAGGACUCGCUCCGUCAGCAGGAGGAGAUCAGCUCUCUGCUGGCCCACAUCGUGGACCUGCAGGCCCGCUGCAAGGGGCUCAGCCACGAGAACGACGGCCUCAGCGUGCACCUGAACGCCUCGCGGGAAGGGCAGAUAAUCCUGCGCUCAGAGAUGAAUGACUUGCAGGUCAAGUACGCGCAGUGCGAGGACAUGCUACGGGAGGCCAGAGAGGACAUCAAGAACCUGCGCAACAAGAGCCUGCCCAACAGCACGGUACAGCGCUACAGCGCAUUGGCCUCCGUCUUCCCCAUGGACUCCCUGGCCGCAGAGAUAGAGGGCACCUUCCGGAAGGGCCUGGACAGCCCCGCCCCCUCCGAGUACAAGAACCACCCGUGGCGCGUGUUUGAGACGGUGAAGGUGGCCCAGCGGCUGCGGUCCCGCUGCCCCUCCCCGGCCCUCCCCGGCUCCAGCCCCCCCUCCGCCCACUCCUCCUCCACCUCCACCCCCCGGACCAGCUACUACGGCUCGGACAGCGCCAGCUUCAGCCUGGAGGACCGCCUCCAUCCGGCGCCGCCGGCAGAGCCGGACCACAGCUCCACCCAGGCGGGCCCCAAGCGGCUGGGCCAGCCCGGGACCCCCGGGGGGCGGGACCUGGAGGCGGCGCUGUUCCACCUGUCGGCGCGGCAGCAGAGCCACCUGUCGGAGCGGCCCUUCUUCGACGUGGAGCGCGAGAGGAAGAUGAGGGCGCUGGGGGCGGGGCCGGCCGGGGGCGGGGCCGGGGGGGAGGAGGAGGGGGGGCAGGACUCCAGCGGGUUCCUCACCCCCGACGGCAGCCUGGGCUCCGCCUCCACCGGGACCAACUACUCCAACGGCAGCUCGCGGCCCUCGGGGUCCUCGGGGGGCCGGUCCUACCUGCCCGACCGGCUGCAGAUCGUCAAGCCCCUGGAGGGCUCGGCCACGCUGCACCAGUGGCAGCAGCUGGCCACGCCCAACCUGGCGGGCAUCCUGCAGCCGCGGCCGGGGGUCCUGACCAAGGACUUCAGGGAGCUGGAGGGCGACGUGCAGACGGUGUACAGCCUGAACGACCCCGAGGAGGACGACCUCUGCCCCUCCCCCGGCGCCAUGGCAUCUCCAUUCGGCCCCGCCCUCCCCCUGAGUCCUCCCCCCAACUCCAUCUCCACCCGUCCAGCCCUCCGCCCCUCCCUCCUCACCCCCUCCUCCUCCUCCAGCCCUGGCCCUCGCCGCCGGCCCGCUGGCGGGGGCGCCGCUGAGCCUCUGAGCGUCUGGCCGCCGUCCAAUCAGCAGCAGCCCGUGGCCCCGCCCCUGUUCGGCCCCGCCCUCCCCAGCCCAGCGCCUCUGGGUCUGGUGAAGCUUCUGGAGCGGGAGGGGAUCACCGGGGGGUCCCGGGGCGCCGGACCCCCCCCACGCCGCCGCCGCCAGGGGGGGCUGGCGCCGGGCGCCCCCCAGGGCAGCCCAGAGGGAGACCCCGGGGGGGCGGGGCUGGGGGCGGACCCGGGGAGGGGGCGGGUCUUCAGCCUGAACCUGGUGGAGAAACUCCAGAACCUGGGGCUGCACCGGGUGGCGGCCUGGGGGAUGGGGGGCAGGGGGCAGAGACCCACCCUGAGGUCAGAGGUCAGAGAACCACCCUGAGGUCGGAGGUCAGAGACCCGCCCUGAGGUCGGAGGUCAGAGACCCACCCAGAGGGCGGAGGUCAGAGACCCACCCUGAGGGCGGAGCCGGGCGGUUUGACUUUCGCCGUGUGUUCCUCUGGACUCCUGCGUCUCCACGCCGCGCCGUCGGAGUCCCCUCAGGACCUCCUCAUGAGUCAGCUCAUGACCUCCUGAGUCCCCUCAGGACCUCCUGAUGAGUCCCCUCAGGAUCUCCAUUUGUUCAGCGUUUUGUUUCUCGGGUUCCUCCGAGCGACUCCGCGGGGGCGUGGCCAAAGUCUCUCUGGGCGUUUAAGUCGCUUUGAUCAGCGCUCCUCUCCCUAGUCCAACAAUCUGAGUUGUAGUCGUAGUAACAGCAGGUCCGUCUCCAUGGGGUCGUGUGUGUGUCUGAAACCCGCCAACUCAGCACCCAUCGUCCCCUCGUUGGCCCGAACUCAUCUUCUGUGCAUCUUGUCACUUUUUUAUCGAAUGUAAAGGGAAUGCGAAUUGCAGUACUUGUUUUUUGAUGGGAGGAAAUGAUCUACUCCUUCGGGACAAUCCAAGAGAACAAUCUGUUAAGUUAAAAACCCACAAUGCCGUCUGUUAAUCACAUGGAAGGACUCUCUGAUGAUUGCACUAUUUCCUUGUCUGGUAAAUCCUGCAUGCUUUGUGUUGAAUCGUACUGCUGCACUUCAAGAGAUAUGAGAUGUAGAAAUCCGUCAAUGACCGCUUGCACUUAAAGCAUUAAGCUGUGACACCGCUGUCGCAUUCAGCACAGAACCAAACUCACAACCACCGCUGUUUGGUGCUCAAAGACCAGGCACCCUGAGUGAGAUGUUGAGGCUGUAGCAGACACUCUUAGGAUGAUGUUCAAGGUGACACCCUGAGUGAGAUGUUGAGACUACGCUCUGGUCCCCAUGAGCAAAGUGCUGUAAGUGUGUUUAUUUCCUCGCUGACUGACGUUCUUCUUGUAUGAAUGAUCUGCUGGAUUUUUGGUCAUCAGGACUCGACUGUAAUGUGGACACAGCCCUGUCUAAGAAGAGCUUCAUGGAGCUGAUGUGACACCAGAUGAAUGUAUUUAUUCAGACUUCUUUAAAGGAACUUUGUGUACAAUCAGAAAUCAAUAAUAACGUAGGAAAGCUAGGAUAAGAAAAAGGAGGAAUCCAAAGGUGACGCUAGUUUGUGGCAAUAAUGAACCAAACUGUUCUGUGUCUCAUCUCUGAGACUUUGAAAUGCUCUACCCAUGUGUGUUGAUGGAGGUCACAAUCCCAGUCUUUUGUCGACGUGUAAAUACCGUGAUUGAUCUGUGAAUAAACCUUACUGUGGAUUUACCGGCA
Molecule: messenger RNA, 3927 nt
Organism: Gadus macrocephalus (Pacific cod)
Lineage: Eukaryota; Metazoa; Chordata; Actinopteri; Gadiformes; Gadidae
Gene: hap1
Product: huntingtin associated protein 1
Exons: 14
Coding region: 342-2594 (750 amino acids)
Biological process (GO): anterograde axonal transport of mitochondrion; neurotrophin TRK receptor signaling pathway; neurogenesis
Cellular component (GO): dendrite
Molecular function (GO): signaling receptor binding
Source: RefSeq, a predicted model, not a curated record